GAAAAGAAAGAAACAAGCUUUAAUCUCCUUAGAUCACACCCAUUUGAAUUGAGAAAUUGAGAUUUGAAUUUGAGAUGCAGAAACAGAGUUUUACAUCAAAAUCUUCUUCAAAAUGCAGGGCUGUGUUGCCAUAUCAAACGCCAAGAUUAAGGGACCACUACCUUCUUGGGAAGAAGCUUGGUCAAGGCCAAUUUGGAACCACAUACCUAUGCACCCACAAGGGAACAGGGAAGCUCUAUGCAUGCAAAUCCAUUCCAAAGAGGAAGCUUUUGUGUCAAGAGGAUUAUGAUGAUGUGUGGAGGGAGAUUCAGAUCAUGCACCAUUUGUCAGAACAUCCAAAUGUGGUUCAGAUACAAGGAACCUAUGAGGAUUCUGUGUUUGUGCACCUUGUGAUGGAGUUGUGUGCUGGUGGUGAGCUUUUUGAUAGGAUCAUUCAAAAGGGUCAUUACAGUGAGAGAGAGGCUGCAAAGUUGAUAAGGACCAUUGUUGGUGUGGUGGAGGCAUGCCACUCUCUUGGUGUCAUGCAUAGGGACCUCAAGCCUGAGAAUUUCUUGUUUGAUACCCCUGGUGAAGAUGCCAAAAUGAAGGCAACGGAUUUUGGACUCUCUGUCUUCCACAAGCCAGGACAAGCCUUUCAUGAUGUAGUUGGAAGUCCCUACUAUGUUGCUCCUGAGGUGUUGUGCAAACAAUAUGGACCAGAAGUGGAUGUAUGGAGUGCUGGUGUUAUUCUUUACAUCUUAUUGAGUGGGGUCCCACCUUUCUGGGCUGAAACCGAAUCAGGAAUUUUCAGACAGAUUUUACAUGGACAGCUUGAUUUUGCUUCUGAUCCGUGGCCAAAUAUCUCUGAAAGUGCUAAAGAUUUGGUACAACAGAUGUUGGAUAGGGACCCUAAGAAAAGAAUUUCUGCUCAUGAAGUCUUGUGUCACCCUUGGAUUGUUGAUGAUAAAGUUGCCCCUGACAAACCUCUGGACCCUGCUGUUUUGACACGCCUAAAACAUUUCUCAGCUAUGAAUAAACUUAAGAAGAUGGCUUUACGUGUCAUAGCUGAAAGACUUUCAGAGGAAGAAAUAGGUGGAUUGAAAGAGCUAUUCAAAAUGAUUGACACAGACAACAGUGGAACAAUAACUUACGAGGAACUGAAGGAGGCUUUGAAAAGUGUGGGCUCUAAUCUCAUGGAAUCUGAAAUUAAGUCCCUUAUGGAUGCGGCUGAUAUUGACAACAGUGGAACAAUAGACUACGGUGAAUUUCUUGCUGCAACACUGCACUUGAAUAAGAUGGAAAGAGAGGAGAAUUUGGUUGCAGCUUUUGCCUAUUUUGAUAAAGAUGGUAGUGGUUACAUCACCAUUGAUGAGCUUCAACAGGCUUGUAAAGACUUUGGUCUUGGUGAGGUACAUCUGGAUGAAAUGAUCAAAGAAAUUGAUCAAGACAAUGAUGGGAGGAUUGAUUAUGCAGAGUUUGCAGCAAUGAUGAAAAAAGGCGAUGGAGAUGUUGGUGGGAACAGAAACAUGAAAGGCAAUUUGAACUUCAAUAUUGCAGAUGCAUUUGGAGUGAAUGACUCUUCUUGAUAUGCUAAAUGAAAUCUUUUGUACAGUUAGGAGCAUAUGGUAGAAGAAAAAUAUAGUUAAAUCUUACAUAGCCGUAUGGUUAUAAUAUGUUUUAUACUGAAUUUCGUUUACUUUCUUAAGCAAUGGUUUGUUCUCUUCACUUCCUUAGAAACAUCCAGUGAAGUUGAAUAUAUUUAGCUAUAUAUAUAAUAUAAAUUG
This is a messenger RNA of Abrus precatorius (Indian licorice), 1763 nucleotides long. Its product is annotated as calcium-dependent protein kinase 11. The coding region runs from base 75 to 1565 and encodes 496 amino acids. Gene Ontology annotation, cellular component: cytoplasm; nucleus. Gene Ontology annotation, molecular function: calcium ion binding; calcium/calmodulin-dependent protein kinase activity; calcium-dependent protein serine/threonine kinase activity. The transcript is spliced from 7 exons. Lineage: Eukaryota; Viridiplantae; Streptophyta; Magnoliopsida; Fabales; Fabaceae. Gene Ontology annotation, biological process: peptidyl-serine phosphorylation; protein autophosphorylation; intracellular signal transduction. The record is from RefSeq and is a predicted model, not a curated record.